Molecule: messenger RNA, 2149 nt
Organism: Ornithodoros turicata
Lineage: Eukaryota; Metazoa; Arthropoda; Arachnida; Ixodida; Argasidae
Product: zinc finger protein 883-like
Exons: 2
Coding region: 152-2041 (629 amino acids)
Biological process (GO): regulation of transcription by RNA polymerase II
Cellular component (GO): nucleoplasm
Molecular function (GO): DNA-binding transcription repressor activity, RNA polymerase II-specific; RNA polymerase II cis-regulatory region sequence-specific DNA binding
Source: RefSeq, a predicted model, not a curated record
CGUGGUCACGUGAGUGAGUACGAAUGUUGUACUGAGCUAAAAGUAGGCUUACCGCGCUCUUCCCAAAGCGAACUCGUAGCUUUUGACAAAAAAGCCUUCCACGGAGGUAACAGCAGGUUGGGAAGCGCGUGUCUUUGAAGAGAAAGCGAAUAUGGAGGAACCAGAAGACGAACAAGACUACGAGAGUGUGGUCUACCAAUGUGGGGCGUGCGAUGAACAGUUUGCCACUCUCGAAGAAAUCGAGAGGCAUCACAGCGGAGAAGGGGGAAGCAUUUGCCCCUACAUGGUAGCAGCCGCAAUUCAACCGGCCAUUGAUGAUACAAAGUCAGAAAUAGUUGUGAUUUCUGAAGAAGUUGCAUUUUCCGAAGACGUCGACGAUCCAGAACCUUUGGUCAUACAGGCAUCUGGCAAUGCUUGCAAUUUGUGCGGCAAAACGUUCACUUCUCCCUUGCUCUUAGAAGCUCACCUGCAGUCCCACAAGGAAGUAGAACCGAAAAUCUACAACUGUGAGCUCUGCAAGCAGCGGUUCUGCGAUACAAGCGAGUACAUGCAACACCUCGUGUCGAAGCACGCGAAGAAGGAUCAUUGCUGCAUGAUUUGCAACAAGUGGUACACGUCCCGGAGCAACUUGAAGACGCAUAUGAUGAUCCAUGCGGGAAACAAACCUCACGAGUGUGACAUUUGCGGGCGGCAGUUUACGGUGUCCAGCAACUUAAAAGCGCACAGGCGAAUUCACACGGGGGAACGCAAGUACGUCUGCAGUGUUUGCGGCAAGGGGUUCAUCACGUCGACUCACCUCAAAACCCACAUGUCCGUUCACACGGGACAUAAGCCUUACCAGUGCGAAAUCUGCUUUAGAGAAUUUGCGGUGAACAGCAACAUGAAGGCGCACAUGCUGACACAUACGGGAGAGAAAAGGCACGAAUGCAAAGUAUGCGGAAAACAGUUUGCGACAUCGAGCCACGUGAAGACACACCUGUUAUCUCACACCGGUCAGAAAGAUCACAAGUGUCCCACGUGCGGGAAAUGUUUCACCGUUGCUUCCAACCUGAGGGCACACAUGAAGAUUCACCUGGGGCAGCGCGACCAUGCGUGUGACGUUUGCGAAAAACGCUUCUAUACAAACAGUGACCUACGAUCUCAUCGCAUGAUUCAUACCGGCGAGAGGCCUUACCAGUGCGAGGUCUGCUCCGAGCGCUUUACAAAGAUGUCCAACUUGAACUCGCACCGAGCGACGCACACCGGAGAGCGACCGCAUCAGUGUGAGAUAUGCCAGAAGCGCUUCCGGAAGAUGGUGAAUCUUCGAACGCACCUCAAGUCGCACGAGCAGGAUCGCGCCCAUCCGUGCGCCCUCUGUGAGGAAGCAUUUCCUAAUAUAACGCGUUUACGAGCUCAUACCAAGGAAUGUCACAGGGAGAGUCACGUGUGCGAAGAUUGCGGCAAGAAGUUUCAGACCCUCGUUGCGCUGACUUCCCACCAGAAGGUGCACACGGACGCCUUCCCGUUCGAGUGCAACGUCUGCCAGAGGGCGUUUUCGAAGCUGGUCCACCUGACAAAGCACUACGAGGGCCACGUCACAAAGAAGAAUCAAUGCCCCGUCUGUGAACUUCAGUGCGGUUCGGGACACCAGCUCACCAUACACAUGAGGACCCACACGGGUGAACGCCCGUAUUCCUGUAACAUGUGUUCGAGCAAAUUCACGAAGUUGGUGAAUUUGAAACGGCAUCAUCAGGUGCAUACCAAAGUGAAGUUUGAAUGUCAGGUGUGUCUAAGAUGCUUCAUCUCCGACACGUCGUUGCAAGGACAUUACCUUAACGCACACCCUGGAUAUGUGCCAGACACAGCAACGAAUGAGAUUCACAUAGUCGUUAAACAGGAGCCAAUGGACGUGUCAGGAGAGGAAGAAGACGAAACAGAUGGUGCAGACCAGGAAUACAUAGCCCUAAUCCACGAUGGUUCCGUGAUUGUUGAGGAAAGUUCACAGGGCCCUUCUUCGGGGGUCCAAGAGAGAACGGAGAUUGAUCAGCAGGAAAGGAGCUAGCGGACUGGUGCUGCGUGUGGCAAUCAGUGUACUCCAAAGCUCAACAUUACUUGCUAGUAUAUGUAGGCUUACAAAGAAUAAAUUUAAUAAUGUCAGGCAAACACAUUA